Messenger RNA from Gadus morhua (Atlantic cod), 1776 nucleotides. It is a transcript of the gene vrk1, whose product is annotated as VRK serine/threonine kinase 1. The record is from RefSeq and is a predicted model, not a curated record. Gene Ontology annotation, molecular function: ATP binding; protein kinase activity. Gene Ontology annotation, biological process: protein phosphorylation. NCBI's taxonomy places the organism in Eukaryota, Metazoa, Chordata, Actinopteri, Gadiformes, Gadidae.
UGUCCGGAUGACGUCACACUACCGUCACGCUCGUCUGACCAAAGGCAUGGACAAGAUAGGGAGAGCCGGAUGGCUGCCCGGUUUCUUUUGAUAACUCGUUUUGCUUUCUGUUUUGUCCCGAUGACGUCGCACCACCAUGACCAAUCGGAGAGCUGAAGGGUGGUCACGUUCCUUCCUGAUUACUAGUUUUGCGGGAAGUUUGGUCAGCAGUGCUUCAGCAAACUCGAGGGACCCGACACUCCGACAAAACAACGCGAAGAUGCCGCCUAAAGCCAAAACAGCAGGGAAAGCAAGAGGUCCAGCGAAGCGAAAGCUGGCAGAGGAGUUUCCACCAGGAGAAGUACUGAUGGAUAAUGCAAAGAAAUCAUGGAAGCUUGGCUCACCAAUUGGUCAGGGGGGCUUUGGCCUAAUUUAUUUGGCAAAUGAAAACUCUGCAAAUACUGUUGGUGCAGAAGCUAAAUAUGUUAUCAAAGUGGAGCCGAGUGACAACGGGCCGCUGUUCUCCGAGCUCCACUUCUACAUGAGAGCGGCCAAGUCUGACCUCAUCCAGAGCUGGACGAAGUCUCACAAGAUGAAGUAUCUGGGGGUCCCGAAGUACUUGGGCUCCGGUCUGCAUGAAAGAGGAGGGAAAAAGUAUAGGUUCAUGGUGAUGGAUAGAUUCGGCACGGAUCUGCAGAAGAAGUUUGAAGAGGGCGGAAAGAAGUUCCCCAGAAAAGUGGUCCUGCAGCUCGGCCUUCGACUGCUGGACAUUUUGGAGUACAUCCAUGAGCACGAGUACGUCCACGCGGACAUCAAGGCAUCCAACCUGCUUCUCAGCCAUCAAGACCCGCACCAGGUGUACCUGGUGGAUUACGGGCUGGCCUAUAGGUACAGCCCUGAGGGCGUGCUCAAGGAGUACAAGGAAGACCCCAAGAGGUGUCACGACGGCACCAUCGAGUUCACCAGCAUCGACGCACACAAAGGAGUCGCGCCUUGCAGGAGGAGUGACCUGGAGAUCCUAGCCUACUGCAUGGUCCAGUGGCUGUGUGGUCGCCUGCCCUGGGAGGACAACCUACAGGACCCUGUCUACGUCAGGGACGCCAAACUCAGGUGUCAAGCAGACAUUCCGGGCUUCAUGUCCAAAUGUUUCCCAUCCGAAGACAAGCCAGAUGAGAUGGAGAAGUUCCUGGAGGAGAUCAAGCUCCUGGGCUACACGGACAGACCGGAGUACGACGUCCUGCGCGACAUCCUGCAGGCCGGCCUCAAGGCCGUCGGAGCCAAAGACGAUGGCAAGCUGGUGUUCACCGCCGCGGCCAAUGGAGAUGCCCCCCGCACCUCACCCGUCAAGAAGAGGGCCGGGAAGAGGAAGAAGCCGAUGGUUGAAGAGGAAGAGUCCGAUGGUACCAAAGGCAGCCCUGUUAAGAAACGGCGAACACCCAAAAAGAAAACUCCCAAAGCAAAGAGAGUCACGACCAGGUCUGUGGACACGCAGACGACCCCAGGCCUAGCGGAGGUCAAGAAGACCCGACAAAGGACCAAGAAAUCCACAGACUGACCAGCGACUCCUUACCAUCGCCGUCUGCAUCCUCUCCCUCAUGUGCUCUGUUUCUAACCCCUUCCCGGCUGCCUGGUUGAUCAUCUUUUAGCCUUUGUUUAUAAAGGUUUUGUUACGCGACUGGUUUGGUUCUGUCAUGCACUGCUUGUGUGAUCUGUCGAUGAUGGAUUGUUAGUAGGUUGUUUUUUUCGUGAGUUAAAACAAUAUGUAUUGGUUAUUAAUUAAAGUGCCACUUUAUUGUU